Limulus polyphemus (Atlantic horseshoe crab) is the source of this 2335-nucleotide messenger RNA. Its product is annotated as protein phosphatase 1L-like. Gene Ontology annotation, biological process: protein dephosphorylation. The transcript has 4 exons. Lineage: Eukaryota; Metazoa; Arthropoda; Merostomata; Xiphosura; Limulidae. The record is from RefSeq and is a predicted model, not a curated record. The coding region runs from base 83 to 1369 and encodes 428 amino acids. Gene Ontology annotation, molecular function: protein serine/threonine phosphatase activity; cation binding.
AGCGUCCCUAUCAGUUACGGCCAUUAUGUCAAUCGUGCAUGCGCAUUUUAACAGUCUGUAGGACUACGUUUCAACACACAAAAUGGAUGACGAACUAGAGAACGAGGUACUAUUCCAAACGCUGGUAUCCCAUCUGAAAAUAUUCUCUCACGUUGUCUUUAAUUUGUCGAUGAACUUUUCGUCUGUUUCUCAUUUUUUAAAGUACUUGCGUUGGUAUGUGUUGAAACCUGAAACGAUUGCUCUCGGAUUCACCAUUUUUGCAGUUUUUCUCCUAUGCCACUCUGCCGACCUGUGGUAUAAAGUGCUCGUUACUCGUCUUCAACUAGCGGCAAGUCUUAGCGCAGCAACAGGCAAAGGAAAUUUCGGUUCUUUUUUGAAUGCUCGGAACAAAAAUGAUCGACUUGCGUGGGAGCUCUCAGAGGGUAGUGCUAGUGUUUAUGCGUUACAAGGCCGGCGACCACGGAUGGAAGAUCGGUUCAGUGUACUUGUGGACAAGAAAAAUAACAUCUCCUUAUAUGGCAUUUUUGAUGGCCACGGAGGCGAGCCUGCUGCAGAAUUUGUAAAAGAAAAUCUCUUCAAGAACCUACUACCUAAACUUCAGAAUGUCCUGCAACAGCCAGGCAUUUCCAAAAUCAGCCAAUUUCUGACAGAUAGAAUAGAGAAAACUACUGAAAAGGAUGAUGAUGAGGAUGAAGAAGAGGAGAAAGACAGUAACAGACAACAUUCUUCAUUUGCAGUUUCAACUAUUUCUGUAACAAGUGUAUUCUCCCGUCUAAUAACUGAAGAAAUACUUUCAGUUGAUAAACAACUUCUUACUCGUGCCAAAGCAGCAAGAAGUGUGGCAGGAACAACUGCUUUAGUGACUUUGGUUUAUGACAACCAUCUUAUUGUUGCAAAUGUGGGCGAUUCUAGAGGAGUGAUUUCUGACAACAAAGGAAAUGCUAUUCCUCUUUCUUUUGAUCACAAGCCUCAACAGCUGAAGGAGCACAAGAGAAUAAAAGAGGCAGGUGGAUUUAUUACUUUUAAUGGUGUUUGGCGAGUAGCUGGAAUCCUUGCAACCUCAAGAGCUUUAGGAGAUUUUCCCUUGAAGGAGCGUAACCUCAUCACUGCAGAGCCAGAUAUUCUAACUUUCAAUCUUUCCGACCUUCAGCCUAGGUUUAUGGUGCUAGCAACAGAUGGAUUGUGGGAUAUUUUUACAAAUGAAGAAGCUGUAACUUAUAUUUCAGAGCAUUUGGAUGAACCAUUCUUAGGUGCGAAAAGUCUUGCCACGCAAGCAUAUGUUCGUGGGUCUUUAGAUAACGUUACUGUACUGGUUGUUAAUUUUUCUGAUCAUACUGCAGCAAAAGCAGUUAUACCCAAAUGUCAAUGAUGAAUAGUGUUCUAUAGUGUACAUAUCUGAAGAUAGGUAUAUAUAUAGAUGUUUAAUUGUUGACUGGGUUGAAAAGUUUAUAUGCAAGUUACAUUAAUACAUUUCAUGCAAUAUAACCCCUUUAAAAGUUAAUGAAUAUGUUGGUUAUCUUGCUGACCUCCAGUGAGAGUAUUUAAGUAAAACCUUUGUGUACUGAGUGAUGUAUCAAGUCUUUAAAAUAACUUAGUAGCACAUAUCACAUAUAAAGAAUUUCAUAGAUGAAACCUUACAUUAUCAUGGAUAAAUAUUGCAUUAUGCUUUUCAAUAUAAACUUGGCAAUAACAUUAAGAACUUAACAUAUACUAUACUCGUAAAUUAAGGAUUUUAUCUCCUAGAUCUCACUGAUAAUUUUAAUAGAUUCUCAUAAAUGUAGCGUGGAUUUUGUUUCUAUAAUUUUCUUUGUUACUAACAUAUUCCUUUACACAUUUUCCGUAAGAAAAUUAUAUUUUUUUUCACUAUGUUCAACUCUUAUUUUUGUACAAAAGAUACAUUACAUUAAGAAGUACAAUCACUUUUAUAAUUUUUCAGAAGGAAUUCUUGAUAAAAGUUGUAGCAUACAUUUUAGUUCAAAAAGUUUUCAUCUUAUAGUGAAUCAAAAUAUUAAGAAAACUUCCUUGACUGUAGCUUGAGCCCAGAGAUCGUUAGCUUACAUUAGAUUUCAGAUUCAGAUGACAGUACUCUACUGAGUUACCAGGACUCAAGCUUCAACCAGAUAACUCCCAUCCUGACUGUUGCAUUAUACUCCAUUUCAGUAUUUUAUAUGACGUCUUAACAGAUUGCAAAAACAAGUUGUUGUUUUUUCAUAAAAAAGGUAGUAAAAUACAAGGUUUCAUUCUGCAUCUGUAAAGAAUAAUUAUUUUGCAAAUUGUGGUUUAGUUUGCAUAACCGUAUUGAAACUCGCGAUGUUAAAGAUAAAAUGUGGACCUU